AUGAUGUCAGAGGGGGUUAAUAAUCAUAAUAAUGGUCAUAAUAAUGAUCAUCUUUCCGGAAACGAAUAUGAGAUACUGGAACAGGGGUCUAUAUCAAAUAUUCAAGUUGAAUCUAUAUCAAGAUUUCUAUCGGAAUGUCCGGAAGCAGCUUUAAGCGUACACAAGUUUCUGCAAACAAAUUAUUCCAAGUCAAAUCAACAACAACAAAUAGUGCAACCAGUGAAUUCAACUCGCAAGCGUGGACAUCCGCUAGACGAAAGUAGAAGUUCGAUCAAUAAUGGAAGGGGUCGUCGUAAAUAUCCUCGAAAAGGUAUCGACAGCAACGCAAAUAAGCAAUCGCAAUAUGUACAACAGGAGAUUAAUUUACAACCACAACAACCAUCGUCAUCAUCGCUGUCAGGUAAAAGACAACAGCAAGUGAUAAAUCAAGCUUCUACGAAUCGUAAAAGAAUUUCUUUUAAUCAAUUGAAGCACGCGGUUUCUUCUAAUCUGCCAUGUUUUUUUUUUAUUGAAUUCACCUCGGAUGCUGAUCGCCAUAGUAUUCCAACCGCUCUUCAUGUGAGUGAUCUUAUACUUAAAGAAUUACAAUCGAAGAGCGUUUUAAUUAAUAAGUUUACAUUAGUAGGAUGCUCAGGGAAAAUGCUCAAAUUAGGUGUUAAUAAUAAAGAAGAGUACGCCACGCUCGUUGGUUUGGAUAAAUGA
Messenger RNA from Rotaria socialis, 702 nucleotides. Lineage: Eukaryota; Metazoa; Rotifera; Eurotatoria; Philodinida; Philodinidae. The record is from the annotation of a GenBank genome assembly.